Messenger RNA from Drosophila serrata, 1580 nucleotides. RefSeq names its product Mitochondrial carrier homolog 1 (gene Mtch). NCBI's taxonomy places the organism in Eukaryota, Metazoa, Arthropoda, Insecta, Diptera, Drosophilidae. The record is from RefSeq and is a predicted model, not a curated record.
CCACACGCGUCGUCUGGUCACAUUGGCUGACAGACAAAAAGUUUUGUAAUCACACAAAAAUUAAGACCACUGUCGUUUGUCGUGAACCGACCACCGGUCUAGUAGUUUUUCAGGCUUGCCCAGCCGUCUAUCCAAAUUUCGAACAGCAGAGUUCCCCCAGCGCCAGACAGCACCAGCAACACCUUCCUCCCCAGCAGCACACGCAUCAAGAAUGGCCGGCUUUGUCGACAACACCCGCGCCACGGAGGAUACGGAGGUCAAUGGAUGGAUCCGAUUUGGCUUGCGGCUAGGCGUCAGCGCAGCGCUGCACCCCUUAGAGUACUCGAAGACGCUGAUGCAGCUGGGCUACGAGCCGAUCGCCCCACGUCCGGGCAAGUCCUUCUUAGGCAAACCAGUGAUGGAGCUGCCAAACAUUUUUCAGUACGCUGGUCAUAUACGACGUAUCGACGGCUUCUACGGCUGCUACCGCGGACUCGCACCGAAACUGGUUGGCUCCAUUGUGGCCCUAGUGGUGAGCGAUCGAGUUGCCGACAAGCUGGGUCUGGUGCAGCCCGAGGAAAUCAAGGACGAUACACACUUGUCCGAGGAAGACAUGUACUUCCAGUUUAAGUCGAGUCUGAAGCGUGAUAUUGUGGUGACGGUAACCGGAAUAGUGGCCUCGCAUCCUUUCCAUGUGAUCUCGCUGCGGAUGAUGGCGCAGUUUGUGGGACGCGAGUCCCUGUACACAUCCAUUAUCGGAUCCGUGGCCGAAAUAUGGAAAACUGAGGGCAUUACGGGUUUCUUCGCUGGUCUGGUACCAAAGCUCUUGUGCGAUGUGGCCUGCCUCGUGCUCACCAGCUCCACCGUCUACAUCCUCAAUAAAUACGUCAUCAAGGACCCCCUGGGAAGGCAGUAUAAUGCCGGUUUCACCCAAUUUUUCGUGUCCACCAUGUUGUACCCCCUCCAGGUGGUGUCCACAUGCUCGGCGGUGAGUGGAUCCCGCCUGCUAGCCGGUCAGCCGCCUAUUAUGCCAGCCUACAAGAAUUGGGUGGACUGUUGGAACGAUCUGCAAGCCCGUGGCGAUCUAAAGCGCGGAAGCUCUCUCUUUUUCCGGUCGCAAGCCGUUAGAUCGCCAGUUAUUACCACUUCCUUUGCGCCUCUGCCGAAGCUGGCACGGUACCAGUAGACGCAGCCUUGUGACUAGAGACGACCACAAAGAAACCUCUCCGGACAUCCCGCCACAACUACAACUGAACACGCUUAGCUGCGUUUACCCAGCAUUUCGACGGAUCCCUGAUCCAACCCCAAGACAACUGCAUUUGUUCAAUGUCCCUCGAUGAUACUACAAGUAUACCAAUAAGACUUGAAAUAGUAUCUGCAUUUCCAUCGUGGUCGCUUAGUCUCAUAAACCAUAUCCUUUGGUCCGUUCCUUCUUAGUUUUUGCGUUUUCGUGGCACUGAAAGUUGAGCUAAGCAAUAUGUAGAAGGCUAGCUUGUCCAGAUCGUGUAUACUUUGCGACAUGAUCCUGUUAUUCUUUUUUUCAUGCAAGAACAAAUAAACUUUGACCCUUCUGAGGAUGUUUCUUUUUCUUAAAACUUUAA